Molecule: messenger RNA, 2163 nt
Organism: Clonostachys byssicola
Lineage: Eukaryota; Fungi; Ascomycota; Sordariomycetes; Hypocreales; Bionectriaceae
Source: the annotation of a GenBank genome assembly
AUGCAGACGGAUAACCUGGUUGUCGGCUCCUCGUCAUUGUGGGACUGGAUGGGUUUUCUGCUGUCAAUCACGUUGAUCGCACAGGGCAUUCAGUACGUCCAGUGUGAUGAGUCAUCCUUUAGCUGGCCUCCUCCAGCGCUCCGGCCCGUCCUGGAGGCCGCUGUGGAGAUGGCCAACAGCGCCGUCGCAGUGGUGGCGGCAGCCUUCAGCUCUCCUCGCUCCCUCCCGCGCACCGUCAGGCGGCGACACGAAAGAGAGCGCGAAAAACGAGCCGCCAAAGCCCUCAAACGUUCCAACAGUGUGAAGGUUAAUGCCACCCGUGCGAGCGCCAAGUCGACAGCUGCCGUUGGCGCGCAGCCACACGCGCGAGUCGCCUGCAAUCACGAUGACGAGGGCUCUCAGGCUGUUUCCAAGGCGUGCUCCAAGGCCAACAGCAGCCCUAAGGCAGCGGCGGCAGGAGCGCAGGUAACCACCUGCUACUUCGUCAAUUACGUUUCCCACGCUGAUAAUAACAUCCUCUUUGGACCUGGACCGAAGCCUUCUAAACCUGCUGCUCCCUGCGACACUGCCCAUGACGCUCUCCACGAUGGUGCCCACAAGCCAGCCGUAGUCGACCCUCCGCCCCAACGCGACGAGCCCACCGACCAAGAAUCGAACAUCACUACCACCUCUCUCUCGACCACAGAACAUGACCAAGACAAGUGGCAAAUAGAGGACCAGUCGCAAGGUGUUGUUCGCUGGGUCUUGGCCUGUGUUGUCUUGUCGGUAGGGACUGUCAGCUUUGGUGGUGUGGCCCAGGGCUCGCAAUCUGCAGGCGGCUGGGCGCCGUCUCCGAAUGGGGGAGGCAAGGGGAGAAGUAGUCGAGGUAGCGGUAGCAAUAAAAAGGGCACAGGCAAGCGCAAGCGUGACCACGAUGACGGUAGAGACGAGAAGAAGCGAGUGCCCUCCCACCGUCACGAUGACGAGGGCGAGUGGGACGGUCGCUAUCUGGCCUGCCCAUACUACAAAAUGGAUCCGCACCGCUACUCUCGCUGCUGGGCAAAGUAUGAGCUCAAGCGCUUCGCCGAUGUGAAGCAGCACCUGAUCCGCUGCCACAAGGUGAAGGAGUACUAUUGUAACAGAUGCUGUCUCGUCGAGUUUGAGGACCGUGCCGCGUGGGAGCUACACACGCAGAGCUGCCACGAGCCCAAUGUCGCCCUUAAACCGGAGAACUUCACCGUGGACGAGAUCGAGCACCUGGCGAAUGCGCCGCGAGGUGCCACCGACGAGCGAAAGUACUAUUGGGUCUGGCAAGAAUUCUUUUUCAGGCACCCCCCUCCGGCAUCACCCUACGUUCCCGAUUACCUGACGGAAACCCGUUCGAUUCACUCCCCAGACUUCCAGGCUGCACUCCAGACGGCCCUUCUCUCCCCACCUCCGGCCAUCAACAUCGAGCGCGGAGAGGGCGAAGACAGGACUGCCUGGGCUCGACGCUUGAGCGACUACCUUGGCCCCCGGAUGCUUGAGCUUGCGAGCCAGGCAGAACAUCCUCGGAGGCUUAGGUUCCCUCCUAGCGAUGCCCACGCCCACACUCAUGCUCCUCCUCCCCUUGCGAACCAUCUCCAUGCCCAACUCCAUGCGAACCGUCUAGCGGUUGCCUUGCAGCAGCCUCAGCAGACUCCCCAGCCCCAGCCUCAUCCUCCUCCUCAGCCCCAGCCCGUGGCUCCAGCACAUGCUCCCGCUGUUGCUGGCCUGUUUCCCACUGUAGCUCGCCCGCUACAGGUGCCCCAUUCACUGCCCCAUCGUGUUCAGUUAUCACCUGCUGCUGCUGUUCGGGCUGCUUCAUCUGCUGCUUCUCCCUCUGGCGUUGCCAACACAAUAUCUCCAUCUCUCCUCAUGGGCAAUAUGGGCAUGGACAUGAACAUGUACUAUCAAGACCCUCGUCCUCCACCUCACCCUCGUCAGCGCUCCUAUCGCCCGGCUCCUUCUUCCACAGUACCCCCGCUGGACCAGGUCGAAAUCCCGAUCGACCCUAAUUUAUCCUACCUCGAUCCUCCUCCUCCUCCGGCUCCCCAAGGUCCACCCGGGAACACGAUUCAACCUGCUAAUACUGACCUAUCUGACGAUGACGAUGACGAUGAUGAUGAUUAUAUCGACUACGGUGCAGAAUUUUCUCGACUAUGA